AUGAAUCAACGUAAGAAUAAAAGGUACAAAGUUCAUUUCACCGUUCUUACAAUCAAAUGUUGGGUUGGUUUGACGAAAUGAUUUCAAAGGAAUACUUUAAAAUCAAUUUCAGAUUUUUUCCUUUCGAAAAUUUUCUUACUCAUCGCUACGUUACUCUUGUUUGCAAUCAGUUGCAGCUCAAAAAAGAAAAAGAAGGUACAUUUUCAGGCCAAGUGCAAGCUCUCAAAAAGUUCGAGUAGACCAAAAUGCAGCUUUGAAAAACUUUAAGUAGACUAAAAUGCAGCUCUCAAAAACUUUAAGCAGACCAAAAUUCAGCUCUCAAAAACUUUAAGCAGACCAAAAUGCAGCUCUCAAAAACUUUAAGCAGACCAAAAUGCAGCUCUCAAAAACUUUAAGUAGACUAAAAUGCAGCUCUCAAAAACUUUAAGCAGACCAAAAUUCAGCUCUCAAAAACUUUAAGCAGACCAAAAUGCAGCUCUAAAAAACUUUAAGCAGACCAAAAUGCAGCUCUCAAAAACUUUAAGCAGACCAAAAUGCAGCUUUCAAAAUAAGGUUUAAGGCAAAGUAGAACACAUGAAAACUUUUACAGCAAAAGAGCAAGUCGAAAUCGAGAAAUAAUCAUGGAAAGUUGCGCAAAACCAAAACAAAGGGGUCGGCAACGGGCUCAGUCCCGACAACCCCAGUCACAACGCCGGGGCACUCCGGGCGCCGAUGUGCAGGCGAUGUUGGUCAUGACCCCUUCAAAAACAGCGCUGCAAAAUGCGCCAAAGGUUUGUCAGAUGCUUGAAUAGCCUUCUUGACCAUCUUUUGUAGGAAGAAGUCAAGAAGACUUCGCAAGAGGUCGCGUCAGCCGAGAAAGUCGGAUCGGCAAAGGAAGAGAAAAAGAAAAAGGAGGAUGAUGAUCCGGAGGCUACAGCCCAGCAUCUGACCAGGUAAAGAGUUUUGACAAUUCGAAUCGCAGUUAAGAUAGGUCGAAGUUUCUUUUCAAAGAAAUAUGAGACCAAAAUGCAGCUAUCGAGGAGGGAAUUCAGUUUUAAGAUAGUUUUAGUUGAGAAAAGCUGGACAGACCAAAAUGCAGCUUCCAAUAAGCAGACCAAAUUUUGGUUGCAAGAAGCUAGGCAGACCAAAAUGCAGCUCUCAAAAAGUUUAAGCAGACCAAAAUGCAGCCCUCAAAAAGUUUAAGCAGACCAAAAAUGCAGCUCCCAAAAAGUUUAAGCAGACCAAAAUGCAGCCCUCAAAAAGUUUAAGCAGACCAAAAUGCAGCUCCCAAAAAGGUUUAAGCAGACCGAAAUGCAGCUCCCAAAAAAGUUUAAGCAGACCAAACUUCAGGUCCAAGAAAGCCUGGUUCAAAGUUUUCCCGCAAGGAACUUCAAAAUUUUAGCGAAGUCGCGAUAAAAAGACAAGCUAAUCCUUUUCCUUUUAAUUUUCGAAGUUUCCAAGAUUUGGACCUUUCAAAGAUUAUUAUUCUGAGUAAGAGAAAAAUGGUCAAAAAUCAUAAUUAUAGAGGAAACUUGUUCAACCUAUAUUUUUGUACAGGUGUCGCGACUACACGCCAGCCAUCCUAAAACAGUACGACCAUCUUUUCGAUCUACUCUGA
Molecule: messenger RNA, 1597 nt
Organism: Caenorhabditis auriculariae
Lineage: Eukaryota; Metazoa; Nematoda; Chromadorea; Rhabditida; Rhabditidae
Source: the annotation of a GenBank genome assembly